AUGUGGAUCACUGGCGCCAUGGUCAUCAGGCUGUGUUCCCUUUUCAAAGAAUGGAGAGAGGCAUACUUGUAUAAGAAUGAAACUGGCAAUGGGCAAGGUGGAGAAAAGCUAUGUUUGGCAGAGCAGAGUGGAUUGGCAGGAGACUAUGACAAAGAGGUUGCGGCGGUCGAGUGUACUGUGCGGCUGAUGUGUCCCCUGUGGGACCAUCUCAAUCCUAUCUUCCAAGACCAAGAUGCGGGGAAUGCAGCUCUUAGAGCCGACACAGCUUCCUCCUACAACCCUGUCUCUGCCAGCCUCAAAUCCACCCUCAGACCGGGUGGGAGGUUGGCUGGAAGUGCUGAAGACACUGCCAGCACUUUGAGCGCAUCUCUUGGCUUUGAUGGUGAGGAGGGGGAGGGGGAGGAUGGGGACAUUGGCUUGGGUGACUCUCUUCCAUCUGAUACAACUCUCAACAACAUUGUUCAGAUCACCAAUGUUCAAAGAAGCACCAUGGAAGGGGCAAGCAUCUCAGACCAAAGUCAAAAACAAUAUCAAGGAGGCCAAGAUGCGUACACAUCUGGUACAGGCCAUGUUUGCUUCUGCUAA
Molecule: messenger RNA, 585 nt
Organism: Tremella mesenterica DSM 1558
Lineage: Eukaryota; Fungi; Basidiomycota; Tremellomycetes; Tremellales; Tremellaceae
Exons: 4
Coding region: 1-585 (194 amino acids)
Source: RefSeq, a predicted model, not a curated record